Messenger RNA from Staurois parvus, 328 nucleotides. Lineage: Eukaryota; Metazoa; Chordata; Amphibia; Anura; Ranidae. The record is from the annotation of a GenBank genome assembly.
UGAUCAAAUACCACCGAUAGAAAGCUCAGUUCCACGCAUGCGCAGCUCAGUGAGCGUGCAGCGUUGUGUCCUGAUGAUCAGUGUGGCCCCAGAAGUGCCACCUGUCAGUGUCCAUCAGUGCCAGCUGCCAAUGCUGAACAGUGCCACGUCCCAGUGCCACAUCAAUGCCACCUAUCAGUGCCUACCAGUGCACAUCAAUGCCACAUAUCAGUGCCCAUCUGAGCUGCCUUUCAGUGUCACCCAUCAGUGCCAGUCAGUGCCACCUAUCAAUGCCAAUCAGUGCCGCCUAUCAGUGCCAGUCAAUGCCGCCUAUCAGUGCGCAUCAGUG